Colletotrichum lupini is the source of this 558-nucleotide messenger RNA. RefSeq lists its product as uncharacterized. The transcript is spliced from 6 exons. The record is from RefSeq and is a predicted model, not a curated record. The coding region runs from base 1 to 558 and encodes 185 amino acids. NCBI's taxonomy places the organism in Eukaryota, Fungi, Ascomycota, Sordariomycetes, Glomerellales, Glomerellaceae.
AUGCAUGGCGUCGUCAAUGUGAUUCAAACGCCUGUUGCAGAGACUGAGAGUCAAGAAGGAAGUAAGACUCACCUAUCCUCCCAGCCUCUAGAACAACAGAAUUUAACUCAUCUCUCCUUCUCCGGGCAUCAGGUGUACGUUUCCUCAAUGAAACAAAAUCGGGCCUUACGGGAGUUGAGUACGCCCGCUCAAAUGAACGACUCAGGUCAUAAGCUCGGUUUCGCUUUCCGGUGCGAGCUCAUGAACCCCGACAUUGAUGGGGCUCCCCAUUUACAUUCCACUCUGACGUUCGAUGACCCGCACGCGUACGGAGGUGAUCCCGUUCUUCCCUACUCAAGCAACCGAGAUCUGUCUACUACUCCUCACAAUCCAUUAAACUCGCCCAACAUGCGCUUCAACGUCAUCUCCGUCGCCGUGACCGCCCUGGCCUUCUUCUCGCAACAAGUCUUAGCACAAGAGGCUUGCCAGAGCACGGCAGACUGCAUCCAAAACUGCGGUGGCUUUGCGGACAAGUUGUGCCGUCUCCCUGGCAAUAUCUGCGAGUGUGUUCCGUACUAG